CUCUGCCACUCUGCCGCUCCGCCAAUCCGCCACGCACCCGCUCACCCACUACUUGCCACCUUCUUUCCCCAUCCCCUCGGACCCGAGCGGCUCACCCGGCUGUCCGGAAAGCGUACCCUGAGACCCAGCUCCCAGGUACCGGGACCUCGCCUUGCUCCAUCGAGCCCUUACCCACGUACAUAUUACAUACAUAUCCAUACAUCUCGGACAAUGGGGUCGGAGCAGCCGCCCCCCGACGCCCCGCCGCCGUCGCCGCCGCGGCUCCCAGCGCCCGAGCCGGCCGUCGUGAAACUGACGCGCGGUCACUCGUGCGUCCUUUGCCAGCAGCGAAAGGUCCGCUGCGACAAGCAGAAGCCGUGUGCCAACUGCGUCAAGGCCCAGGUCGAGUGCCGGGUUGUCCCACCGCAGCCCCCCCGCCGCAGGAAGAAGAAGCCGCACGAGCGCGAUCUAAUAGACCGCCUGCGCAAAUAUGAGUCCCUGCUAUCCCAGCAUGGCGUCAACUUCGAGCCCAUUGCCCACGAGUUGAAGCCCCUGGACAACGAGGCCGAUGUUGCAGAUUUGGAGCAGGAACUCAUCGGCCUCAAAACGUCCCCCUCCAGCACCACCGACCACUUCUCCCCGGAAAGCGCUCAGGAUAAACAAAAGUGGGUUCCUCUCUCUCAUGAGUACCGUGGGGAUGUGGAUGACGACUCCUCGGACGAGGAGGGCCCAACAUUAAACGAUGCCUUUAACACCGCGUUCGAAUCCAACGACGGCUUCCCGUUCACGGUUGGCGGCUCGCGGGCCAGUGUCAAACACGCCCACCCGUCACCUAUCCAGAUAUUCCAGCUAUGGCAGAUAUAUAUCAGCAAUGUCAACCCCCUCCUCAAAAUCACUCACACACCUACAUUACAAGCACAGAUAAUCAGUGCCGGCGCCAACACGGCCAAAAUACCAGAGCCUUUGGAAGCUCUAAUGUUUGCAAUCUACUUUGCAGCCGUCACCUCCAUGAGCGACGACGAGGUCCACAGCACUUUCGAUGAAGAUAAAAACGUCCUUUUAGCCAAGUACCACAACGCUACCCAACAGGCGCUUGUCAACGCUAGCUUCAUGCGCUCCGACGAGCUAAUGGUUCUACAGGCCUUGUUGCUCUACCUACUCUGUGUUCGACAGUAUGUUGAUCCGCGGUCACUCUUUUGCCUCAUCGGCCUCGCACUGAGGAUAGCGGUCCGGCAGAACCUGCACCGGGACGGAGCUUACCUUGACCCCCCGGAGCCGCCAUUCCAAGCCGAGCAAAAGAGGCGACUAUGGUGGCAGCUUGUAAUUUUGGAUAAGCGCGUGGCAGAGGUCACGGGUUCCCAGAUAACCGCUCUGUCUUCGUGCAGCAGCGACACAAGGCCGCCGUUGAACAUCAAUGACGCCGACCUCAAUGUUGAAGCCAAAUCCCUGCCGAAUCCCUACUCUGGUCCGACAGAAAUGCUCUUCUGCCUCACUAGAGUGGAGCUUACCGUGGCCGUGUCGCCCGAAGCCAUUCGGCGGGCCGCCACCUCCCCGUCAGGAAAGACUCCGCACCACCCGAUACACCAGCCGCGGGUACACUUUAGUCCGACCUCGCCCGACCUGGUUCAGCACGUCGCCAACCAAUACAUGCCUAACGACCUGCCGAGUUUUUGUUCGUACAUGGAAAACUACUAUCUUAAGCACUGCGACCCCAAAGUCCCCUUACACUUUUUCACCUUGUUGAUGACGCGGAUAGCGCUGUCCAAGCUCCGCAUCAUCGACUUCCUCUGUCGGACGCGGGAAACCGACAACAUCGAUCAGCGCGAACGUGAUGCUCACUUUAUGGAGGCCAUCCGCAUGGUCGAGAUGGACAACAUGCUUCAGAGCGCCGAGCUGCUGCAGGGGUUCCGGUGGUACACAAUUCAGUACUUCCCCUUGCCAGCAUAUCUCUACCUAGUAUCCGAAUUGCGCCACCGCACCACGGGCGAACUGUGCGAGCGCGCCUGGAACGUCAUGAUUGAGAAUCACGAGCUCCGCAACAUGCUACGCCGCAACUUCCGUUCCCCUUUGCACAUCGCUUUCGGGCAUUUCUUCAUCAAAGCCUGGGACGCCCGCGAGGCGGCCGAAAUGCAGCGCGGACGAUCGCUCCCCACACCAAAAGUAGUCGUUAUGCUGAAAGGCAUGGCAUCCAAGAUGACCCGGCCUGCUCCCCGUCAACCACCACAACCCCAGGUAUCGAUGGCGGACAGCGGCCUAGUUGCGCCGGACAUGCAACAGGGUUUGAUUCAGCAGCCGGUAGCACCACAGGGGCCAGGCAGCAUGUCCACUGUUGUCAGCGGCGUGAAUGCGGGCUCCUCGGGCCUGCCAACAACAAUGGGCAUGUAUCCUGGUAGGUCGAUGCCCGAGUCGACGACACAGAUUGCCAAUAGUGUUGCAGCGUCCGGUAAUGGCCUUAUGGUGAACGACCCAAUGAUAUUCACGGGAUAUGACGAUACGGACGCUCAGAUGUUUGGCAACGCGGCCGCGGCGGUGACGGCGCCGGUCACCACCGGCCCCUUGGCAAUGCAAGACGUCGAUAUGUCUCCCAUGGAUUGGAAUACUCUGUUGCAGCUCGGUACCUAUGGCGGAUUUAACCCCGGCGUAGGGUUUUAUCCGGGGUUUUAUGCUCAGGGCGCCGGCGCUUCAUGAUGACAAGAUGUUGAAUCAAGAUAUAACCCAAAGAAACGAGAACAUCUAGGUUUCGCUUCGCCAACUCAAUUUUUACUAGAUGCACGAUGUGCUUGGGGAUUGGGAAUACUAUAUUCGAAGUCUGAGUUUUUGGUUGUUCUUAAUCUAAACUGGCUUAUGAAAUAGGAGCAGAGCACGGAUCUAUACCCGGGUAGGUAGGGGAGUGCUCUUCAGGGAGGUGCAACUGCAACCAGGUACGGCGUCACGGAAUCUUUGUCAGGCGGGGUCUCAGGGGGUUCGGUCCGGACCGCAUUGUCCUGGGCUGGGUCAGGAGUUUUAGGCGUACCGUAUCUAGGUGUGCUUGGGCGAGGCUGAGGGAAACUACGAGCGAGCGAUAUUUUU
This is a messenger RNA of Canariomyces notabilis, 3048 nucleotides long. RefSeq lists its product as uncharacterized. Bases 211 to 2667 code for a protein of 818 amino acids. Lineage: Eukaryota; Fungi; Ascomycota; Sordariomycetes; Sordariales; Chaetomiaceae. The record is from RefSeq and is a predicted model, not a curated record. Gene Ontology annotation, biological process: regulation of DNA-templated transcription; DNA-templated transcription. Gene Ontology annotation, molecular function: zinc ion binding; DNA binding; DNA-binding transcription factor activity, RNA polymerase II-specific. The transcript has 4 exons.